Macrosteles quadrilineatus (aster leafhopper) is the source of this 5914-nucleotide messenger RNA. Its product is annotated as transcription factor E2F3-like. NCBI's taxonomy places the organism in Eukaryota, Metazoa, Arthropoda, Insecta, Hemiptera, Cicadellidae. Gene Ontology annotation, molecular function: DNA-binding transcription factor activity, RNA polymerase II-specific; protein dimerization activity; RNA polymerase II cis-regulatory region sequence-specific DNA binding. The record is from RefSeq and is a predicted model, not a curated record. Gene Ontology annotation, biological process: regulation of transcription by RNA polymerase II. The coding region runs from base 306 to 1655 and encodes 449 amino acids. Gene Ontology annotation, cellular component: RNA polymerase II transcription regulator complex. The transcript is spliced from 10 exons.
UGUCGUGUGGCAUAAUAGCGGUUACUAAAGCGAUCAAGCUUGUUUAUCGAUUCUGUUUAACAAGUUAUGGUUAUCUGGUUCCGUGAGUCACUAAAUACGAGUGUUAAUUUGCGGUGAAACUCGUGCCGUAAGUUAACAGUAAACCUUUAAAAUUAUGCGGUGACGGUGGCUUGCGAAGUCGAACUCAAACAAUAGACUCCAACCCUAGACAUUCAAUGUCGGCAUCGUUGAGGGAAAGGUGAAUAUGUAGCACCUUGGCGAAUUUCCUCACCGGAAUCUAAGAGCUAUUUCCAUUCCUUCAAAUUAUGUCUCGUGUGCAGCGGGCUCUCCAACUGGAAGAUGACGAACCGGUGUCAGAAGUUACAGUUAAGCUUGAGUACGUGGACUCGUCUGAGCUGGUGGAGUCCGUGAUGACGAGUCCAUCUCCGUACCAUCUGUUGGAUCAUGAGUAUGGCCAGACUCCUCAGAACCAGAUCAUGACCGGACCCCCCGCCCAGCCCCCCCGCUCACAGGCAGUGAAGCGAAGACUUAACCUGGAUGCCCCUUCAGGAGAUGAAGGAUUCAAAACACCAAAGUCAACCAAAAAAGCUCGAGCUACGAGCGCUAGCCCAGCUAAUAAAAACAAGCCUCCAAUGACGAGGUACGACACGUCUCUGGGACUGUUGACCAAGAAGUUUGUCGGACUGCUGCAGAACUCACCCAAAGGAGUAGUCGAUCUCAACGUGGCCUCUGAGUGUCUGGAAGUGCAGAAGAGGCGGAUCUACGACAUCACCAAUGUGCUCGAAGGCAUCGGCAUUCUUGAGAAAAAGUCAAAAAACAAUAUACAGUGGAAGGGAGGCCAGAUUCCUAUGGACUCGCAGAACAUUCUACAAGCGGAGAUAGAUGAUCUGGCUCGACAGGAAAAUAUUUUAGAUGGACUUAUCAGGAAUGCAGCUCACGAUCUCCAAAUAAUGAAUGAGGACAAACGGUACGGCUACAUAACUUACCAGGAUCUCCGCAGCUUUUUGUCUCACAAACAGACGUCGCUGGUCAUCAAGGCACCUCCUGAGUCUAAACUGUAUGUAGAGUCACCUGAAGGAAAAUACGACAAAGAGAACAAACAGCUUGAGUUCAACAUGCAUCUGAAGACUGACCAAGGAGAGAUUGAGGUUUUCUUGUGUCCUGACGAGAGAUCUUCACAACAAAGGGUACACAAUCAACACUGGGCCACACUGGACGAGGUGAUAGUCAAGGAGGAUAGGCUACACUCCGAGCCGUCUACUUCUACGUCCAGUCCGCCCAAACCUUCCACCUCCUCCAGCGAUAUGGACGUGCAGGGGCUGUUACCAGACCACCUCAACCCAGACCUGCAGCUGAUGAUCAAGACGGAGGCCUAUCCUCUAGAGUCCUCAGGUAGUGGGGUACCCCCUCUGGCACCUGAGGUGACCCGUCGUCUGCGCAACGCUCUCAUAUCCGAGGCAGACGACCUUCAACCCUACCAGCUGCAGACGGAGGACCAACACAGUUCUGAAGCGGACGACCUUUCUUGUCUCACCUCAGAGCCGUUCCUGCAACUAGAACCUCCUCUCUCCGAGUCUGACUACUCCUUCACUCUCGACAAUGAUGAGGGCUUCAAUGACCUCUUCCUCGACAAUAUAUUUAGCUCUGCGCUGUAAUGCUCGUAAAACACCUCUUCUCUCCUUUCUUUCGUCACGAUUGGUGUUUCUCUUAGUUUUCAUGGUAGAUCGAGGAAUCUUGUUUUAAUGCCAAAUUGAAUUCACCUUUUUGCUAUUAUUUUCUAGAAUUCACUCUAAUCAGUUACAACAUUUGCUUUACUUAGUAUAGGAUGAUACAAGAAUCACUUACUUGAUUAAAACUUUAUUGGUAUGUAUGUUACUUUAAACUCUCACUUAACAUGAAGAAAUAUUAAAAUAUUUGUGAGUCUAAUCACAAUGUUUAGGUAUAAAAAAUGUAUCAAUUAAAACUUCAAAUUAAAGCCUUUAUUUCGAGGAGUAUUUUAAGACCAAGACAUAUAUAAUCAACUUAAAAAUGGAGUUGCAUAUCAUUGAUUACAGAUAAGUUCUAACAUAAUUAUAAUUAUUGUUGAUUCGUGAUUCAGCAACGUGCUUCAGGAACAUCCGAUCUUAAUAAUCAAUUGCUCAAAUGAAAGCUGGUAUUUCACUUAAGGUUCUUAGACCAAAACAUAUAGGAUAAUGUAAUAAGAACUGGUGAAAUACAUCUUUAAUUGAAGUAAGAAUUUAAAACAAAUCAAAUUUUUGGUUGAGAUAUAAAGUAGAUAGUCGAAUGAUGAUGCUUGAUGGCAAAUCUGUGGAUGCAUACCUUUAAUUUAAUCCUAAAAUUAUUAAAAUCGGUUGGGAAGAAGUGACAAACCGAUUUGGAAAAGAAAAACCUCUAUUUCUUAAUAGGCCUAUUCAGUAAAGAUUUCAAGAUGAUAAUAUUUUUUUUAUGAAUUUACUGUGGAUUUUUCAUUUUAUACUUCAAUUUUCUCCAAACAAAUCAGUUAGAGGGUAAAUCAAAUACUUUUGGAAAAAUUAACAGUAGUUUUAUCUGGUAUUUUGUACUCAUUAUGACAACCUAUGUUGUAAGAUAUUCUCAAAAAUAAUUUUUAGUAAGAAGAGGGUAAAAUUGAUUUAAAACAGAGUAAAGCAUUCACAUCCAGUUAUAUGGUUAAAUGGCACCACAAAUAUAGAUUUGAUGGUUAGCUUAACCACCAUUUGAAGAAAAAAAUAUGUGAUUGGUUAAUCUAAAUUGUAUUAUAUUUAGUUUACAACUUUCUAUUUCAAAUUUUCAUUGGUCAAAUGUCAUAAAGUAAAGCAAAUGUUGUAGUAUUUAGUAACUGUUGUCAUCAUCUUGUAUUUGUUUUUGUUCUGUCACGUGCAUAUAUGUUUUUAUUGUUUAUACUAGUUUAUUUGUUCUAUCAAAAGUUUACUUGAAACGAUACAUUUCUGUCAAUAACAUUUUUGUAGCGUGUAUACAUUGUAUAUACUAGUACUUACACAUUUUUGAACAUUUUCAUUAGGACUAGCUUUACUAGAGGCGUUAGUGUUGCUGUUUUCAUCAGCUGUUUCUGUAUCAGCACUAAUGUAUGUAAGACUGUAUAUUUGACUCAUUUUAUUUAUAAGAACCGUUAAUUAUCAUUUCCAUUUAUGUAUAUUUUGUACAUAAUACUUGUUGAUUCGCUUGCUCAAAGCAUUGUUCAACUUUAGGUAACUGUAUCUAAAUUAAGUGUUUUUUUAUUUUUUUUAGCUUACACUUAAGUUUCAUAACAAUGUAGGGUUUUCGGAAAGAAGGAAUAAGUUCCAGUGGGAAAUAACAUUUGAUAUUUGAAUUUUUUUAAUCUAGGUACAAAUAAUCAAAGCAUUGCCUUAAAUUUUAAAUUACGUGCUUGUGUUGGCAUUAAUAGUGUUAUCUUAAAUUAAUUUUAACUUUAUAACUAAUUUAUAUGGAUUAAUUUUUGCAAUCCUUAACAAAUCUACCAAUUGGUUUGAUAUAAAUUCUGUAACCAUUUUAACGGUUUUUAGUAAUUUUUUAAUUAUUAAGAAGUCUUUAUAAGUUAUUUUUCCAUUCUUUUUCAUAAAUUACACACAAAAAAAGAAUUAAAUAUAUUUUGGAAAUGGUUUAAAAUGUGAUUGUAAUAAUUGUAUCAACCAUUGUUGUUUGUAUUUCUUUUCGUAAGUCUCUGUGAGAAAUGUCCUUGUUUUUAUCAUGUUGCUUGGCAUAAAUUGUUUUGAAGCAACUCUAGAUUUGGGAAGUGAUCACAAUUUGAUUUAAUCACGUUUAAGUUACAAGUUGUAUUUUCUCAUGUAAGAAUAGUCUUCACUCUAAAUGAUGAAUAGAUUGACACUUUUUUACGCCCAAAAUGUGACCAAAGACAUUGUACGUUGUUUUAUCCAGAGGUGAUUUACUAUUUUUAUUCCAAACCGUUUGUCAAUGUUUUUGUGUUUCCAACAGCAGUAGAUUGUCUAAGCGUGACCAGCUAUUUAAUACGCUUAAAUUGUACGAGUGUCGGUCGAUGGUCGAUACCCACCUACCACAGCAAACGCUUACCUCACCCAUGUUUAUAUUGUAACUAGAGGUGUGUGGGUGUAAGAAACUCUGGUUCGGUAUUCAAUUAAAUGUGGAGACUCGGUCGUUGCUACGAUGAAUGAAAACUGAUAGCUUUAAAUAUAUGAUGGUGGCCACGUAAAGCAACCUGAAACAGAAAAACUAAUGUGUUUGGGAGCAUUUUCAGGUCAAAAUACAACCCCUAACUUUGCGGCAAAAAAUAAGCUCCCCCUGUUAUCCAACGGCAAUCGAUUACCCUAGGCAACAAUUCGCUCCCUCACACCCAGAUCCUGGACUGUUUUACUGUACCAUAUCUUGUUUAGUUUUGGAUUGAUAAUACCUUGCAGUUGAAAAGUAUGUUAAUUCAUAGGUUUUCAUAAAUUAAAUAAGCAAGUAUCGUUGGUGCAAUAGGAAUUCAGAGUCUUGUCAGAAAAUUGUCAAUCCUGGCUAUAUGCAUAGAAAAAAAUACAAAAAAAUAGCAAUUCGAAAAUGUGCCAUCCUUAAAGAAUGAUAAGUUGUGAAAAUAAUGACGCUUCAAACUAAGUACAAGAAGGGGAUGCACACAAAUCUAUUUUUUUUUUACUUUUUGGAUGUAAAAAAAGUUUAACAGGUCCUUCUCAUUACUUAAUAGCUAGAAGUCACUAGUGUGGCCCCUCCUUACACCAGUUCGCAUAUAAAAGUAAAGUAAAGAGUUAAGGCGACCAGGUAGCGGUGAUCGAGUCACCAAAAGUGGCUGUAGCCUAAGCAAAAUUGUUCUUUUCUUAUAGUUAAAUAACUGUAACAAAUUUUACCGACCUAUCCCUUAAAAAUUUUUAUUUUACAACCCUUAAAAGUUUUUAUCAUAAUGCUACCCCUCCAAAAUCUGGCCUGUCUUUGUGUUCUCUGAGUAAACAAAUAUCUUUGAAAUUUGUCACUGAAACUAUUUGAAAAUUUGUAGUUUGUUUAACUAAAAUAAGGUGAUUUCAGAAAAAAUAAUUAAAAAAAUAUAAUGUUAACAAACACCAAACUUAAAAUCUUCUACACAACUAACAUUUUUUUUGUAUCCAUUGUUAAGUAAAAUUAUUAUUACUAUAAUCUUCAAACUUACAAUUCAGCUGAACACGUAUUUGAACCGAGCCAAAGUUUCUCAUCCACUCACCGAUAAUCGUAACCACUCGGACUUUUGAACCUAUCGUGCCUUUGUAGCCAUCGACCAUCGGUUUAGCGUGGUGAGUUUUAAAAUUAAUCGAUAAUAACUGUAGAGUGUUAAUAUUAUCGAUAAGUUGUUAGUUGCCAUCAUCACACGUUCUCGGAUCACAUCACUGAUCUUGCGUAGUACAAAGCGAAUGUACAUAGCGAUAGUCUACAGUGUGUAGCUAAUAUUAUUUUACGAUUUUCUUAUUUCUUAACCUAACUUAAUUGUGGAUGGUUUUAAGCGGCAUCUGGAACUCGUGCCUUUCAUCAUGAGACUUAGAAUCGAGUGCCUCUCUUCAGUGUCCGUCGGAAGGGCUGAAUAUUCUAAAGGGUAAUAUUUGAAGGUUCAGAACAUUUCGGAAUGAAUUCUAUAGGAAUUCUUGAUAGUUUCCCUCAGCAUAUUUUAGUACUUUCAUAUUUGUAGUUUGUUUUCUGCGUUCGUAUAGUUUCUCUUUGUACUGUGUCUAAUGAGUUAUCAAACGUAUAAGUUUGUUGUGCCUUUUAUUGAUUCUGUGCCAAAAGCGUAUUUUGUAAAAGCAUCCACAAUUAAGUAACUGAUGUAUAGCCUUAACAGUUAGUUUAUAGUAUUAUAUAUGAUUAUAUAUAUUAAUAUAUUCACUUCUUGGUUGUUAUACAACUGACAUUUGUAUGUACACAUACAGAUUGUUAUAAUAAUAAAAAGAGUUUGAUGGACCUG